GUUUGGGGGGAUAAUCCUGUUCCGCCCAUUUGACAGAAUAGAAUUGCACCGGCUCGUGCGCUGCGGCACCAAGUGGUGCGCUUUAUAAAAGGGGGGUGAUGCGAGAAAUUUCUCCGGCGCGCCGCCGCGGUUGAGCCUCCCUCACGAAAGCACCAGCAAAAGCUCCGAAUAAUAUACCCUUUUUCUUCUUUCUUUCCUCGCUCCCUCCAAUAACCCGCUCCAUCCACCAAAGUAAUUAGCCAAUCCAUUUGUAUUUAUUCCCCAAAGAGACGACGAACGGAAUGCCCUGUUCUCUUUUCUCUGACGGGACGCAGACGCUACUUGUCUCUCCCACUCGCAUGGCGGUUCCAAGUGUUUGGUGCCUUCUCGUCCUCCAACUGGUCGUCAUGGCCGCUGGCCCUUGCGGGGCCUCGGUGCGCGUCAUCUCCCGGAUCGCCUUCGGCUCUUGCGCUAACCAGAGCGCUCCUCAGCCUAUUUGGAAUGCCAUCACUGAUUUUGAUCCCCAGCUUUUUAUUUGGUUGGGGGACAAUAUUUACGGAGACAACAAACAUCCGUUUAAGUUAUUUGGAAAGGAAAGGACUAUUGGGCCGUGGAAGAAUGUGGAAAGAUUCUUCCCUGCGACAGAGCAGGAAAUGCGGCAAAGAUACGAGAUGGCCAAGAACAACCAAGGAUAUUCUAAGCUGAGACAGAGGGCUCAGGUUAUUGGCACAUGGGAUGACCAUGAUUAUGGAUUGAAUGAUGCAGGGAAAGAAUUUAGUGGGAAAGAUACAAGCCAAAGGCUUCUUUUGGACUUCUUAGAUGAAGCCCAAGAAAGUCCUCGGCGAAAGCAAGCUGGUGUGUAUGCUUCUUACUUAUUUGGCCCCACGGGGAAGCAAGUAAAGGUUAUUCUUUUGGACACAAGAUACCACAGGGAUCCAGUGUUCAGUGAUGGUACUAUAUUGGGGGAAGCUCAAUGGAAAUGGUUAGAAGCAGAAAUAAAGGGUCCUGAAUCAGAGGUUACCAUCAUUGCAUCUUCUAUUCAGGUGAUAUCAAAUCUUUCUGCAACAACUGGUCCCAUGUUCUAUAUGGAAUCUUGGGGACGUUUCCCAAAGGAGAGGCAGCGGUUAUAUAAAUUGAUAAAUGACAGUAAGAGACACGGAGUAUUCUUCAUAAGUGGUGAUAUUCACUUCGGAGAAAUCUCACGCUAUGACUGCGGUUGUCAGUAUCCACUGUAUGACAUAACCGCAAGUGGGCUUACUCAAGCUGUGGAGAAGGCUGUGCCUCCACCAUUAGCUUUUGUUGUGAGAGUCGUAGCAUGGUUGACACCAAGUACAAUGAGAGUUUUUGCCCCAAUUUGUCGAUACAGAUCAUGCACAUAUGGUCAACCAAAUUUUGGGGCAAUUGAAAUAGAUUGGGAUGCAGUUCCACAGAGGAUCAAAGUUGAAGUGAGGGAUGAGAAUGGAGAUCCAGUUACCGGUGUAGAUUUCUUGCUUUCCGAGUUGCAUCCAAGGAGCAUGAACAUGGCUGACAGAGAGAAAGGCGGAUAUCAACAGCACUGCUCUCUCGAAAUUGAUCUUCCGUGGAUUCUCAGAUAUCGCCUGGCUUUUCUGUUUUUUGGAACUAUAUCUGUUUUUGUUGCUGCUUCUGCUCUACUUGCAUAUAUCAUCAUAUCCAUUAGCAUGAAAUUCAUCCCGAAAAGUAAGAUUGAUUGACAAGCAAGCAGAUACUUUAAAUGGAAAGAUCGGAUCUUGAUCAUCUUGGUUGUCGGUCAAACUUACCAACUCAAAUCAUUGCAGAUAUUCUCUGUAUUCUUCAUGCUGACUGGACAAUUUUGUCUUCUCAAUACACUGUGCUAUAUUUGCAGCACAAGUGACUUCAGCUUCCAUAGCCUUUUUCCUCAAUGGCAUUGACAAUUUGUUUCUUUUUGGUACUCUGUAUUAACAAUACUGAUUUUAUGCAACAUGUUAACUGGAAUCCAUACUUAUACGGUACAAGCAUUGUUUCACUAUUUCCCAUGUUUAAUACUUGUAACAUUGUCAUCUACUAAAAGUACUUUCAAUGUCAUAAUAUUGUAGUUUUCAUUACUUGCUACUGACCUACUUGUGGUUCAUUUGAGGAAUCCAUUUAUGUGUACCUAUCAAUUGACGAAAGGAUAGGCUCGAAUUUAAAAAUAGCUGGAAGAACAAUUAAUGUCUGCAUCACAUAAUCUGCAAGGGACAAACUUUAGCCAGCCCAUCAGAGCAAAAUAAGGGCAGGAAGAAUGGAAAGAGAGCGUUUAGGGUUUGAAGUUCUUCAUUUUAUAGCCUGUCACCCUUCGUAUCAAAUCUUCUAACCAUCUACCAAAAAUGUUGGUUUUGACUCCUAGUUUAAAGACCACUAACAAAGUAAAAACACAGCCUGCUCAGAGAUGCCAAAGAAAAAAUGUUGGUUUUGACUCCUAAUCUAAAGACCACCAACAAAGUAAAAACAAAAGGCCUGCUCAGAGAUGCCAAAGGACCGGCCAAAAAAAAUGUGGAAGAUUUAAAGAUUUAGAGCACUUCAGGUGCACAACUCCAAGAUUUAUGUGAAUAUUACCAUUAAGGCCUUGAGCGGCCUAGAAUUCAUACAAAAAGAACAAUCCAUCUAUGAGGGUCAAGAAUGUUUUGGUGGAAGAACCAUGAUGCUGAUUGCUAAAAACCACAAGGACUUAACCGGUCACCAGAACCACUUGAGUAAACGGAAGAAUCAAACGAAUGAGAAAGGUUAAGCCCACAAAUAUAUAUACAAGACAUCAACCAAAUAAAGAAGAGAAGAAAACAGCAAGACUGCCUAUCAUCCCUAUUUCCUAAGAAAAGAAAAGAAAAGAAAAAACAAGGCAACUCACCAUAGAUAAGAAGAUAGGUUUCCCUAUUUCCUAAGAAAAGAAAAGAAAAAAAACAAGGCAACUCACCAUAGAUAAGAAGAUAGGUUUCUUAUGAGAACAGUGUAUGUGUUACAGAACAAAGAUCAUGAAAUAU
Messenger RNA from Elaeis guineensis (African oil palm), 2975 nucleotides. The record is from RefSeq and is a predicted model, not a curated record. Lineage: Eukaryota; Viridiplantae; Streptophyta; Magnoliopsida; Arecales; Arecaceae.